Colius striatus (speckled mousebird) is the source of this 300-nucleotide messenger RNA. RefSeq names its product S100 calcium binding protein Z (gene S100Z). NCBI's taxonomy places the organism in Eukaryota, Metazoa, Chordata, Aves, Coliiformes, Coliidae. The transcript is spliced from 2 exons. Gene Ontology annotation, molecular function: calcium ion binding. The record is from RefSeq and is a predicted model, not a curated record. Bases 1 to 300 code for a protein of 99 amino acids. Gene Ontology annotation, cellular component: cytoplasm.
AUGUCCACGCCACUGGAGGAUGCGAUGGACACUUUAAUCAAGAUUUUCCAUCACUAUGCUGGCAAAGAAGGAGACAGAUACAAGCUUAGUAAAGAAGAGCUCAAGGAGCUCCUCACCAGUGAGCUCACUGACUUCCUUUCAGGCCAAAAGGAUCCCCUUCUGAUUGAUAAGAUUAUGAAAGAUCUGGACUCCAAUGAGGACAAUGAAGUGGAUUUUAACGAAUUUGUCACUCUGGUUGCUGCUUUGACUGUGGCAUGUAAUGAUUUCUUUGAAGAACGGCUAAAGAAAGAGGGCUUUUAA